ACAGCAGCAGGUCGUCUUUCACUAUAAAGAAAUGAUUCAAUGACUUCUGGUAAUUCUAAGGCCAGAGAAACUAAAGUCCUGAAGUCUUUUUCAUGAGCUCAUUCAUCACACAAGAAUCAUAAAACUGUUAUGCAUUGAUUCAGCUAAUGGUCAUAGUAACCUUAAACUUUCCCACUAAAGUCUAUAACUUCAAUUUAAGUUGUCUAAAUCUAAACAAAUGUUUAGACUGUCACUAAUUUGUUGUGUAUAAAUGGACUGCAGUCUAUUUUAUCACACUUUCAUUUUUAAAUGUGAACUUUACAAAUAAAAAUCCCAUAUUUACAAUUUUCUUUUGUAUUAAAGGUCAGACUUUAUAAGCCAGAAACGCUGAAUUUGUCCCAUUUUGAUCAAAGUUAACCUCGUUAUGUUAUUUGUCUCCUUUGGCUUCAUUUGCCUGCGCCUCCAAAGCUUCAGGGCUGACUGGGUUUUGUUUAGGUCUGCAGGUAAAUCUGUCCUUCAUUUGCCAGAAGUCAAAUGUUUUCUAGGCCGGCGGGAUUAAGAUGGGCGUGAUGGCUGCUUUUAAACCUCUAUGAUGAGCGUUAUAAAUAAAACAUGAGAUGGGAAGAAGCUGCUAGGUCCUCAGCUGGAGGAAUCUGCAGCACUUUUCUGAAAACAGUUUGAAGAUGAAGAGCAGCCUCUGCGGACCUUUGAUUCUCCUCCUCAUCCUCAGCAGCAGCGGUGUUGGAGCCGGCCUGGGAUCUGUGGUGGACGUUUCUUACAAACACACUAAAUCCCCUUUAACCUGGGAGAUGGCCCAAAACUACUGCAGGCGUAUUUUCACCGACCUGGCCACCUUCUAUUCACCAUCGGAUGUAAACUCUGUGUACCUUAAUCGGUAUCGCUCCUGGAUCGGUCUGCAUAAAGAGACUUCGUCAUCCAGUAGCAAGUGGGUCUGGUCUGACCGUCAAACUCACCAUGUCAACUGGCAGGACAACGUUGAAAACGUCAAGGGAGACUGUGCUUCUGUCACACACCCAGACAAAAAGAUCUACGUCAGACUGUGGAGACAGUCUGUUCUUCACCUGUCAGUCUGGUGCGAGUUACAUCUUUGUACUCGAGGCAAAGACUUGGUCAGAAGCGUCGGCGUACUGCAGGUCAUACCAUCAGGACCUGGUCAGUCUUUCUGGCGACAUUUUCGCCAUCUUCUUGGAGCGGGACAUUCCCACCUGGAUCGGACUGCACAAAGACGGAGCAUCGUGGAAAUGGAGCUGGGGAGACUCUAACUAUACAAACUGGUCAGGAGAGCCGAGUGUCGGCGGCGGCAACUGCAGCUCGAUCUCCUCAUUGACGAAGCAGAUGGCUCCCCUAAGCUGUGAUACUCGUCUCCCCUCCGUCUGCAUCUCAGACAAUCUGGUCCUGGUGAAGGAGAAUGGGAGCUGGCAGGAGGCGCUGGAGCGCUGCAGAGGUCUCCAGUCCUCUAACAGCAACCUGCGCUACGAUCUGCUCAGCCUGCAGCCUGCAGACAACCAGGACUUCAUCAGGACCAAGAUCAUGCAGGCCGACACCGAGGAGGUUUGGACCGGCCUGCGUUUCCUGGCUGGUGAUUGGCUGUGGGUGAACGGAGCAGACAUGUUGUACACCGACCUGCCCUCCUGCCCCACCCCGGGGCAACACUGUGGGAUCCUGUCCAAAAGCAGCAGCAACAGCAGCAUGGAGAUCAGGGAUUGUUCAGAGGGAAAAAACUUCCUGUGUUACAGUUACACACCUGAAUAAAGGUCUUUAGACUCUUAGAAAAAUCUGUUUCCUCUGAUGGAAACAGAUUUUUCAGAUGUAUUAAAGUUUAGCAAAUACCACUGAUUAUCUGUUACAUUUAGUUUAAUAGGUGUAAAUAUUUAAUCAAUUAUUAAUCUUAUUUGGCCAGGUUUUACCAUUCCCUGUAUUUCAUAACUAUAAUUCGCCACAUUUCUGGGUUUAAUUUCAAAAGCCACACUCGGGUCUGAUUUAAAGUCAGACAUUGUCAAAUGAAACCAUCCUGACAACAUGAAGUAGGCUGAAGGAUCUGAAAAGCAUCGAUUCAAGUCAUCAGUCUGGAAAUGGUUUCCGCCGUUUCUAAGACUGAAGAAAAUAAAACGGUGGAGAAGUUACUGCAACGUCGACUCAUCUGGAGGCCACAGCGAUUCGGAGCAGCUUCUAAAGAUUUCUUUGGCUUCAGGACGUUCAUGAUUCAGCA
Molecule: messenger RNA, 2209 nt
Organism: Poecilia latipinna (sailfin molly)
Lineage: Eukaryota; Metazoa; Chordata; Actinopteri; Cyprinodontiformes; Poeciliidae
Product: lymphocyte antigen 75-like
Exons: 6
Coding region: 955-1752 (265 amino acids)
Source: RefSeq, a predicted model, not a curated record